CGCCGUCGCCGAACAACUCACCACCGCCCGCGCCACCCUCUGGGACCCCAAGUUCACCACCCACAGCAACAUCUCGGUGCGCAGUUUGGGAGGCGGACACACGAUUGAACCGAUGGACAAACGACAUCCCUCCAGCUUCCAGCAGCUGGAGAAGCUGGGGGAAGGGACUUAUGCCACAGUCUUCAAAGGCCGCAAUGGCUCGACUGGCCAGUUCGUGGCGCUCAAGGAAAUCCACCUUGACAGCGAAGAAGGCACGCCCAGCACCGCCAUCCGCGAAAUCAGCCUGAUGAAAGAGCUUAAGCACGAGAACAUCGUCUCCCUCUACGACGUCAUCCACACCGAGAACAAGCUCAUGCUCGUCUUUGAAUACAUGGACAAGGAUUUGAAAAAGUACAUGGACAGCUACCAGGCACCUGGUGGAGGGCCCCGCGGCGCCCUCGAAGCCAACACCAUCAAGAGCUUCAUGUGGCAGCUCCUGCGUGGCAUCGCCUUUUGCCAUGAAAACCGCGUCCUGCACCGCGAUCUGAAGCCGCAGAAUCUGCUCAUCAACACCCAAGGCCAACUCAAACUCGCCGAUUUCGGCCUUGCGCGUGCUUUCGGCAUCCCCGUCAACACCUUCAGCAACGAAGUCGUCACCCUCUGGUACCGCGCACCCGACGUCCUCCUGGGCUCCCGCACCUACAAUACCAGCAUCGACAUCUGGUCCGCAGGCUGCAUCAUGGCAGAGAUGUUCACCGGCCGGCCCUUGUUCCCCGGCACGACGAACGAAGACCAACUACAGAAGAUCUUCCGCCUCAUGGGCACGCCUUCGGAGCGCUCGUGGCCUGGCAUCUCCAGUUUCCCAGAGUACAAGACGACGUGGCCGGUGUACGCGACGCAGGAGCUGCGCGCCAUCCUGCCGCAGAUGGACGGGCUGGGACUGCAGUUGUUGGGCCAGAUGUUGCAGAUGAGGCCGGAGAUGCGCUGCUCGGCGCAGCAGGCCCUCAACCACCCUUGGUUUGCAGAGCUGAAUCAGAGGAGCCAACAGCAGGCGGCGGCGCAGGGGCAGUUUGCUCCUGUGCAGGGCAUGGUGGCUGGGCAGCAGAGGGCUUACUAGAAUUUCGACUCGCGGCGCUAUCAAGGGGGUCCGUAGGUACAUCACACGCGCCUCCCGGACGGUCGCGGCGAGAGGUCAGGAGUUUUGGGCUUGGCUACUGUGGAUGAACGGAAAAUAUCGCUGUUUUGAGAUCGUGUACUCUAUUGCUUAGGGUUGGAACAUUGCUUGCUAUUAAGUUCAUGGUGAUGAAUGAUUCGGAAGAAAUGAUCGCAUUGAAAGUCU
This is a messenger RNA of Neohortaea acidophila, 1318 nucleotides long. RefSeq names its product serine/threonine protein kinase, CMGC family, CDC2/CDK subfamily. Gene Ontology annotation, biological process: protein phosphorylation. Lineage: Eukaryota; Fungi; Ascomycota; Dothideomycetes; Mycosphaerellales; Teratosphaeriaceae. Gene Ontology annotation, molecular function: ATP binding; cyclin-dependent protein serine/threonine kinase activity. The transcript is spliced from 3 exons. The record is from RefSeq and is a predicted model, not a curated record. The coding region runs from base 113 to 1096 and encodes 327 amino acids. Gene Ontology annotation, cellular component: nucleus; cytoplasm.